This is a messenger RNA of Penicillium longicatenatum, 603 nucleotides long. It is a transcript of the gene ltpA, whose product is annotated as tyrosine protein phosphatase LTP1. The transcript is spliced from 2 exons. The record is from RefSeq and is a predicted model, not a curated record. The coding region runs from base 1 to 603 and encodes 200 amino acids. Gene Ontology annotation, cellular component: cytoplasm. Gene Ontology annotation, biological process: protein dephosphorylation. Gene Ontology annotation, molecular function: acid phosphatase activity; non-membrane spanning protein tyrosine phosphatase activity. NCBI's taxonomy places the organism in Eukaryota, Fungi, Ascomycota, Eurotiomycetes, Eurotiales, Aspergillaceae.
AUGACUUCUACAAACCAACGCCCCGUGAGCGUUCUAUUUGUCUGCCUAGGAAACAUUUGCCGUUCUCCUAUGGCCGAGGGCGUCUUUCGAAACCUCGCUGAGUCACAUCCCGCCAUUGGCGAGAUUGACUCCGCCGGUACGGGCGCAUAUCACAGCAUGGAGCCCCCAGAUAGCCGCACCAUGUCUACCCUCCGCCGUCAUAACAUCACCAACUACUCGCACGCUGCCCGGAAGGUCACCAAGGAAGAUUUCUUACACUUUGAUUAUCUGCUAGCCAUGGACAAGUCUAAUCUGCGGGAUCUGCUGAGUGAAAGGGAGUCGGUGAUCAUGAUGUUGCAGCGCAAGGCAAACGCCAAGUCUGGAGCAAAGGCUACUCGGGCGGCGACCGAGGCUGCGCUUAGCGAGCAUGGUGUGGAGGCUCAGGUCGCCGAGGUACGUCUCUUUGGUGACUUUGGUCCUGGCGGGAAGCUACAUAAUCGUGUUGGAGGGGGUGAGGUCGUUCAAGAUCCGUACUAUGGUGGUGCAAAUGGCUUCGAAGAGGUUUACCACCAGGUCGUGCGGUUCUCACAGGGCUUCCUGGACCAUGUUACCAGCUCGGAGUGA